UUCCAAUACUAAAGGCAGAGUGACAACAUAUCAAAUAUGUCGGAAAACACUGUAAAUGGCGAAGCUGGAGAGCAUCAUCAACAUUAUAAAGAGAUUCACCAUCAUUAUGCAGAAGAAUGCAGUCAAGACGACAUAGGCACAUUCUUAUUUACUUCUGAAUCGGUCGGAGAGGGACACCCAGACAAAAUAUGUGACCAGGUAAGCGACGCCAUCCUAGAUGCCCACUUGCGUCAAGACCCAGAAGCCAAAGUGGCGUGUGAGACCGUCUCCAAGACGGGAAUGAUCCUAUGCUGUGGGGAAAUCACAUCCAAGGCAAAGAUUGACUACCAAUCGGUCAUCAGAAACACUGUUAAACAGAUUGGAUAUGAUGACUCUUCUAAAGGUUUUGACUACAAGACAUGCAAUGUUCUCAUUGCACUUGAAGAGCAGAGUCCGGACAUAGCCCAGGGGGUUCACUUACAGAGAGAUGAAGAUGAUGUUGGAGCCGGAGACCAGGGUUUAAUGUUUGGCUAUGCCACAGAUGAGACAGAGGAAUGUAUGCCCCUGACAGUUGUUCUAUCACACCAACUGAAUGCCAAGAUUGCACAGCUCAGACGUAAUGGAGAGAUGGGUUGGGCUCGACCGGACACUAAAACACAGGUAACUAUUGAGUACAAGUAUGAGGAAGGAGCAUGUGUGCCCAUCCGUGUUCACACCGUGGUCAUCUCGGUCCAGCACAGUCCAGACAUCUCCGUGGAGCAGCUACGCAAGGAGGUUAUGGAGAAGGUCGUUGGGCCAGUCAUCCCCAAGAAGUAUCUUGACGAACAGACCGUGUACCACAUCCAACCUUCCGGUAUCUUCAUAAUUGGUGGACCACAGAAGACCUAUCAGCACCUGCGGAGUGAUGCUGGUUUGACUGGCCGUAAGAUUAUCGUUGACACAUACGGAGGGUGGGGGGCACAUGGUGGUGGAGCAUUCUCUGGUAAAGACUACACGAAAGUUGACCGGUCUGCUGCUUACGCUGCCCGCUGGGUGGCCAAGUCCCUUGUCAAGGCUGGCCUCUGCAGGCGGGUUCUUGUACAGUUGUCGUAUGCCAUUGGUAUUGCCCAGCCCCUGUCUAUCACAGUUCUCAGCUAUGGAACUUCGACCAAGUCAGAGCGGGAUCUGCUGCAGAUUGUCAGAAACAACUUUGACCUGCGACCUGGCAGAAUUGUCAAGGAGCUGAACUUGAAAAAUCCUAUCUACCAGAAGACUGCCUGUUAUGGACAUUUCGGUCGCCCCGAGUUCACUUGGGAACAGGCAAAACCUCUCAAGCUUUAGUUCUGCAGUGCAAACAAACAUUGUUGUGAUCUGUUUUAUUGUUAACUUACUGUAUUUGGUGCUCUGUCUGAAAAACUACGACGGUUCUAGCCAGAUUCUGAUGUCAACAUGAGAACAGUAUAGGUUCAUGGUCAAUCAUGAGAUCUGGGGCAUGCAACACCAGUCUACUCUGCAAGUCAAAUUUAUUUAGUUCAUGUCUGUUACUGUAAAUGAAGGACAAAAAAGGUAAUGGAAAUCAUGUUCUUAAAAUCAUGUUCUCAAAAUGUGUUGUUUUGUUUCUUUUGCUUUUUAAAACAGAUAAAAAAAGCAAGGGAUUAUUUAUUUAUUCCAUAGUUCUUGGUUGGUAUACAUUAAUUUCUUUCAUGUGUUUAGUUAAGGAUUCCUCAGCUCAGUUGACUUGACCGCUGCUGAUCUCGGAAUUGAUAUGGCAUCUGAGAUUGUGGGUUCUGUUGACAGCAAAUGCACUGUCAGCAAUUAUUGUCCAUUUAGGUAAACUCUGUCCACAUUGUCCCAUCGGCUGAGACCCAAGUACUGGUCAGCUGGUAGGUUUUACUGAAAUAAUGUAUAUGUCAGCAGCCCGGCCCCUGGGGUCCAAGGCGUGACCCCAGCGGGCCACCCUGCUGUCCAGGGGGAGAUAACACCUGCAGACCACAGUAGUUAGAGGGAUAGACUGACUGCCGAUUUGACAACAAGAGAAAUAUCUCGUAUUUAUUCUAAAUAGUUGUUGUUUAAAAUAUAUUAUGUAUAUUUAUAUAGCAGUGUGAUCAUAUGGCAAAAGUUACAUGUAUCUAUACAUCAUUAUGAUCAUUUAACGGAACUGCUACAAAUUUAAGCAGUUUAGUUAUAUAAUCAAAUGAUUAAAUGGAAGUAAAUGUUAAGUUGUCAAAUCGGGCCUCAGUUUGCUCAUGUAAUGCUCUGCCCUUUAUCUAGUGCAAAUGUGUGCCACCUAGCGCAUUUGUCUUGUGUUUAUAGAAAUUAAUUGGAAAAGGGCACUUUUGAUAAACACUCGGGUCUGUUCUCCCAUAUGUGCUCAAAUUAACAUCCAUUUUGUGGUCUUGACUUGUUUCAAUUAUUCUUGGCAUUUGUUUUUGUUGAUGAUGAUAUGUAUUUUAUUGUCAUUAUUUAUAUUUUUAAUAGUAGUUGAAAUUGUGCACUAUGUAUUACAGAAACUUUCUUUUAGUAAUUGUCACUAUAUUUCAUUUGAAUUACGACUUACACAUAUUCUUACACAUUUAGAUAAAUUGCCCAUGUUUUAACUAUGAUCAUGUAUGAAAUGUUGGUUGAUGCCUUAUGUGGGGUAACUGUAUCAUUUUAUUAUUAUUAUUAUUAUAUGUUGUUUUACAUAUCCACCUGUAUUAUCUGUGUGUUUGUGAUUCAUUGGAUAAAAGGUGCAUGUUAAAUGCCAGCUUUUGUUUGGAUAUUGAGAGAAAACCCCGAUUAUGAAACUUCCAUCUACUUUUAAACGUGUUAUGGUUUUUGUCAAUGAGUAAAUGAUUUUAUGUAAACAUAUGUACAUAUUUUGUUCCAGCCAUUGCAAUAUACCUAAUCCAUUCUUUGCUCAUUUUAUGUAAUCAUGGUUUCAUUACCUUCAUGAAAAAAAUAAAUUCUGAAGAAUAUCCAGCUGUUACCAUUUUAAGUUUUACAUAAAUAUGCAUAAAGCAAUUCAUAUAAGGUGUAUGUAUAAAUAAAUAUUCGGAGAGAUGUCAUUGCAGAUUUUUUCAUAUAUUAUAUGAAUAUUGUGUAAGAAAUCUGACUGCUUGCCUCGUCAAUCUAACUGAAUUGUUAAACAAUUUGUAGAAUCCCUGUAAAUCUGUUUGUGGGAUCAACUGAAGUCGGUGAUAAUAAAAUUUGUAAAUGUGA
Messenger RNA from Mya arenaria, 3159 nucleotides. Its product is annotated as S-adenosylmethionine synthase-like. Gene Ontology annotation, biological process: S-adenosylmethionine biosynthetic process. The coding region runs from base 37 to 1299 and encodes 420 amino acids. The transcript is spliced from 9 exons. Gene Ontology annotation, cellular component: cytosol. Lineage: Eukaryota; Metazoa; Mollusca; Bivalvia; Myida; Myidae. Gene Ontology annotation, molecular function: methionine adenosyltransferase activity; ATP binding. The record is from RefSeq and is a predicted model, not a curated record.